Molecule: messenger RNA, 750 nt
Organism: Phyllostomus hastatus (greater spear-nosed bat)
Lineage: Eukaryota; Metazoa; Chordata; Mammalia; Chiroptera; Phyllostomidae
Product: GTPase IMAP family member 6-like
Cellular component (GO): cytosol
Molecular function (GO): GTP binding
Source: RefSeq, a predicted model, not a curated record
AUGCUUCUAGAUCUGUGGGAGAAGGAAAAGACCCCAAAGAGGCUACGGUUCCUGCUGGUGGGGAAAAUUGGAAGUGGUCGAAGUACCACAGGAAACAGUAUCCUGGGCAGGGAAGCCUUCGAAUCCAAGCUCAGCACCAGACCCGUGACCAUGACCUUCCAGCUUGGAGGCUGAGACUGGGCUGGGAAGGAGCUUGAGGUGACUGACAUCCCUGAUAUUCUGUCUUUUCAGGCUCCAAGAGAAGGGGCAGCUCAGGGCACCUGGGCAGCUGUCACCUGCUGCACCCCAGGGCCUCAUGCAGUGCUGCUGGUGACACAGCUGGGCCGCUUCACAAAGGAGGACCAGGAGGUAGUCAAGCGCCUCCAGGAGGUCUUUGGGUUGGGUGUCCUGGCCCGCACCAUCCUGGUAUUCACUCAGAAAGAGGAUCUGGAGGGCAGCUCCCUGGAGGAGUAUCGGGACACUGACAACCAGGAGCUUGCAGACCUGGACGUGGUUUGUGCGAGGCGCCACUGUGGCUUCAACAAUAGGGAAGAUCAUGCAGGGCAGGAGGCCCAGCUGACGGAGCUCAUGGAGACCAUCGAGGUGAUCCUGUGGGAACACGAAGGCUGUCCUUACAGCAAGGAGGUGUUGCCAGCCCCAUGUUCUGCACAUAGAAGGGCAGGUAGGGCAGAGGGUUCAGACCGAGGCUCCGAGGAAGCAGCCACUGCAGAGUCCUGGCUGGAGGGGCUGUACAGAAUCCAGGGCAACUGA